AUGGCCAUUAAAACUCCCGGCAUUUUAACGCAAGUAAUUCCUCAAGGAGAUUUUAAACCUAGCCAGAUAGCCAUGGUGACGAUGGGACUAAGGAGGUUAAUGAUGAUCAUCAAAUCCAAAAUAAGGUCUUUGAAGAUGAGGAGACCUUAUGAUAAGAUUGAAAAGAGUGAGAGCAUGAGAGUUGAAAUAAGAAGCAGGAAGGCCAGGAAGCUCAUUGAUGAGAUAUUAAGGAUUGCUGAUUCACCAAACACCGAGACUUAUGCUUUUUGA
This is a messenger RNA of Dovyalis caffra, 270 nucleotides long. NCBI's taxonomy places the organism in Eukaryota, Viridiplantae, Streptophyta, Magnoliopsida, Malpighiales, Salicaceae. The record is from the annotation of a GenBank genome assembly.